AUGCAAGUGUUUGUUGUUGAUGACAUCUGUGGAAAGGAAACAAUCAACAUGCAGACAUUACAAACGUGGAGAGAUUAUUCAGAACAAAUGGAGAAAAUAUUUAAAGUUGCAGAAAAAGAUAUUGCAAAAACAGCUAUUAGGGGUUAUUUUGAUAUUGUUCACUUUCUGAUUGUUAAUGUUAAAUGUAAUGUGAAUAACACAGACGAAAAAGGCAGUUCCCCUUUAUAUAAGGCAUCUGAAAAAGGACAGUCAGAUGUAGCUAAACUGUUAUUAGAGAACAAUGCUGAUGUAUCUCAAUAUAACAAUUAUGAAAUGUCACCAUUGUAUGUGGCCUGUAGAAGAGGACAUAAAGAUACAGUAGAACUGUUACUGAAGAACAAUGCUGAUGUCUCUCAGUGUAAUGCGAUUGGAGUGUCUCCAUUGUAUGUGGCCUGUUUUGGAGGACAUAAAGAUAUAGUAGAACUGUUACUGCAGAAUAAUGCUGAUGUCAAUCAGUGUGGUGAGAAUAGACUAUUUCCAUUACAUGUAGCCUGUAAAGGAGGACAUAAAUAUACAGUAGAACUGUUACUUCAUAACAAUGCUGAUGUCAAUCAGUGUGAUAAUAAUUGUUACUCUCCAUUGUAUUUGGCUAGUGAAAGCGGACAUAAAGAUACAGUAGAACUGUUACUGCAGACCAAUGCUGAUGUCUCUCAGUGUGAUGUGGAUGGUAAGUCUCCAUUGUAUGUGGCCUGUGAAGGAGGACAUACAGAUACAGUAGAAAUAUUACUUCAGAACAAUGCUGAUGUCUCUCAGUGUAACCAAUUUGACAAGUCUCCAUUGUAUGUGGCCUGCGCAGAAGGACAUAAAGAUACAGUAAAACUGUUACUGCAGAACAAUGCUGAUGUCUCUCAGUGUGAUAUGGAUGGUAAGUCUCCGUUGUAUGUGGCCUGUGAAGGAGGACAUAAAGAUACAGUAGAACUGUUACUGCAGAACAAUGCUGAUGUCUCUCAGUGUGAUGUGGAUAGUAAGUCUCAGUUGUAUGUGGCCUGUGAAGGAGGACAUAAAGAAACAGUAGAACUGCUACUGCAGAACAAGGCAGAUGUUAAUCAGUGUGAUGUGAAUGGAAGGUCUCCAUUGUUUGUGGCCUGUGCAGACGGACACGAAGAUACAGUAAAACUAUUACUACAGAAUAAUACUGAUGUCUCUCUGUGUGAUCUAUAUGGAUGUUCCCCAUUGUAUGUGGCCUGUGAAGGAGGACACAAAGAUACGGUAGAACUGUUACUUCAGAACAAUGCUGAUGUCUCUAAGUGUAACAGAAGAGCAGAGUAUCCAUUGUUUGUGACCUGUGCAAACGGACACGAAGAUACAGUAGAACUGUUACUACAGAACAAUGCUGAUGUCUCGCAGUGUGCCAUUAAUGGUGAGUCACCAUUGUAUGUGGCCAGUAAAGGAGGUCAUACAGAUACAGUAGAACUUUUACUUCAGAACAAUGCUGAUGUCUCUCUGUGUGAUCUCUAUGGAUGUUCCCCAUUGUUUGUGGCCUGUGCAAACGGACACGAAGAUACAGUAGAACUGUUACUGCAGUACAACGCUGAUGUUUCGAAGUGUGAUGCUGAUGGACAGUCUCCUUUGUAUGCGGCCUGCAAAGGAGGACAUAAAGAUACAGUAGACAUGUUAUUACAGAAUAAUGCUGAUGUCUCUCAGUGUCACGGAGAUGGAAAGUCUCCAUUGUAUGUGGCCUGUGCAGGAGGACAUAAAGAUACGGUAGAACUUUUACUUCAGAACAAUGCUGAUGUCCAUCAGUGUGAUAAUGAUGGACUGUCUCCAUUGUGGAUAACCUGUAAAGGAGGACAUAAAUAUACAGCUGGUUUUCCAAACGUCGUUGGAUGCAUUGAUGGGACCCACAUACGGAUUACUGGGCCUAGCAUUGAUGAACCAGUAUUUGUGAACAGAAAGGGGUUCCACAGCAUCAACGUACAAGCCAUUUGUGACCAUGAAGGUAGAUUCACCAACAUCAGUGCUAGGUGGCCAGGAUCAGCACAUGAUUCUCAUGUUUUCAGAACCUCAGCCAUAGGACAACAUCUUGAGAAUGGAUAUCAAGGAGUUGGACAAGAUGUAUUGUUAGGAGACAGUGGCUAUCCCUGCAGACAGUUUUUGCUGACACCAUACAGACAACCAGCUGCUGGUAGAGGUCAAGCAAGACAUUGCUCAACAAGGUCAACAAUAGAAAGGACAUUUGGAAUAUGGAAGAAGCGUUUUCACAUUCUAGGAUCAGAGAUCCGAAUGAAACCAGAUAAAGCUUGCCGUAUCAUCAUUGCUUGUGGUGUUCUGCACAAUAUUGCCAUCAUGAGGAAUGAACCUGACGUUGCAGAAGAACAAUUAAUUGACAAUCAACCUCAGAUGCCACCCUAUAAUGGUCCACAGGACGGAAAAGGCAUACGGGACCAUUUUGCUACCACUUUUUUUGCCUAAUAAAUUGCAUGUUUUUAUUUUUUCAUA
Mytilus californianus (California mussel) is the source of this 2478-nucleotide messenger RNA. RefSeq names its product ankyrin repeat domain-containing protein 50-like. The transcript has 5 exons. The coding region runs from base 1 to 2451 and encodes 816 amino acids. Lineage: Eukaryota; Metazoa; Mollusca; Bivalvia; Mytilida; Mytilidae. Gene Ontology annotation, molecular function: protein binding. The record is from RefSeq and is a predicted model, not a curated record.